AUGACGUCACAGUAUAAUUUUAAAAGAAUUACAGUGGUGCCGUCGGCAUCUGAACUCAAAGAAGUGGUAUUGUCUAAAACUCAACGUAAAACUCCUACGGUUGUUCAUCGUCAGUAUGCCAUCGGAAGAAUCAGAGCAUUCUAUGCUCGUAAAAUUAAAUUUUUACAACAAACUUUGCAUGACAAGCUUACACAAAUCAUCACAGAGUUCCCGAAAAUGGAGGAAGUUCAUCCUUUCUAUGCAGAUUUGAUGAAUAUUUUAUACGAUCGUGAUCAUUACAAAAUUGCUCUCGGUCAAAUGAACACAGCUAGACAUCUCAUCGACGGAAUAGCUCGAGAAUAUGUAAGAUUGAUGAAGUAUGCUGACUCCUUAUACAGAUGCAAAAUGCUCAAAAGAGCCGCUCUUGGACGAAUGGUCAAGUUACUGAAAAGACAGAAGUCUAGUUUCGACUAUUUGGAACAAGUCAGACAGCAUUUAUCCCGUCUGCCAAGUAUUGACCCCGGAACCAGAACUUUAAUUUUGUGCGGUUUCCCCAAUGUGGGUAAAUCUUCUUUCAUCAACAAAGUCACUAGAGCUGAUGUGGAAGUACAACCUUAUGCUUUCACCACCAAAGCUCUGUACGUUGGUCACUUGGAUUAUAAAUUUUUGAGAUGGCAGGUUAUUGAUACUCCUGGUAUCCUUGAUCAGCCUUUGGAGGAAAGAAAUACUAUUGAAAUGCAAGCUGUUACUGCUUUAGCUCACUUGAAAGCUUCAAUUCUGUUCAUUAUGGAUGUAUCUGAGCAAUGUGACAAAUCAAUUGAAGAACAAGUUCAUCUUUUCGAAUCCAUCCGUCCCCUUUUCGCUAACAAACCUGUUCUCGUUGGAUUGAACAAGGUUGAUAUUAUGCGUAGAUCAGAGCUCCCAGAGAGUAAGCUUAAAUGCUUGGAAAAUUUGGAGAAGGAGGGUGUUUCCGUCAUUGAAAUGUCAACCAUGACCCAAGAAGGAGUCGUUAACCUCCGUGAUAAGGCUUGCGAUGAGUUAUUAGCACAGAGAGUCGAAGCCAAAUUACAAUCCAAGAAAGUCGUCGAUGCUCAGAGCUCGGUAUUAAGUAGAGUAUUUGUUGCAUAUCCUACUCCUAGAGACGAUAAGGUUCGUGCAGCUUAUAUUCCCCCAUCUGUUUUGAAGAAGAGAGAACAGCCUAAACUUGCAGCUCAAACUUCAGGACAAGCUCCUGCUGAAAGAGAUGAAGGAAUGAGAAAACUCGAACGUGAAAUUGAGUUAGAGUUAGAAGAUGAUUAUGUACUAGACUUGAAGAAGCAUUAUAUGCUCAAGAAUGAUGAUGAGAAGUAUGAUAUUGUGCCUGAAAUCUGGGAAGGUCAUAAUAUUGCUGAUUUCGUUGAUCCAAACAUUCAACAAAAAUUAGCCGACUUGUUGAAGGAGGAAGAACUCCGCGAAGCUGCUGGCGAGUAUGACUCUGAUCUUGACAGUGAUGACGAGGAAACUAAAGAAAAACUUGAAAUUGCUGGAAUGAUCAGAGAGAAGGAGAAAUUAAUGUCGCUGGAAAGCAAAAUUAACAAAGCUAAGGCUGGCCGACAAGUCUCGAGAUUAAAUGUAAGAAAGCGCGAGAGAUCAAUGACUCGAUUAGAACAGGAACUUGGAGAUCUAGGUGUUGAGGUAGAGACUAAGAGAAUGAAGAACCUUGUUGGGCAAUGCGCCAAACCUAUUCCCGGUAAGAAAAUUCGUGUUGGACGUUCCCCCAGUCUUGGAGCUGUCAGACCUGCACCCAGAGAUGAACUUGCUAUUCCUGACGAGAAGAAAAGACACACUGCUGAGAAGAUCAGGGAACGUGCUCUCAGGAAGCUCAAGAAAGAAGCCAGAAAAGGAGAGGCUGAUCGUCAUAUUUUCGACCUCAAGCCCAAGCACUUGUUCUCUGGUAAGAGAGGAAUCGGUAAAACAGAAAGACGUUAA
Messenger RNA from Auanema sp. JU1783, 1947 nucleotides. Lineage: Eukaryota; Metazoa; Nematoda; Chromadorea; Rhabditida; Rhabditidae. The record is from the annotation of a GenBank genome assembly.